UUGAAAUUAUUUUGUUACAAUUGUUUCUGUGUUAAAAAAGAAUUGGUGGGAGUUGAAGGUUAAAAAAGAUUGAUUUGUUUUGUUGCAUGGUUAAAGAUUGAUUUGUUUUGUUGCAUGCAUGGAUGUUAAAUUGAGACGUAGGAUGCUUCUGAUUAGCUUCUUGGUAGCUGCUGCAUGCUUUCCUGGCCCCGCCUCUCACGCUUUCAUUAUUUUUACACUGAUUUGGCGCAUUCGCCCUUCGUUCUCCUUAUAAUCUUCUUGUGUUCCUACGUCCAUUUCGUAGUAGCAGUCCCACUUGAUUUCAAGUAGAGAUCAAAGAAGAAGCCACUUUUGGCAUCUUACUGUAGGAGUCCACAUUGUUCAGUACUACUAGUCUUGGAGGAAUAUAUUCAGUCUAUGAGUUUGUUUGUGUAUGUUGUUUUCUUUCAUGUUUUGGAUCGCAUUUAGUGAUUUGUCAUUGGAAGGAAAGGGAAAAUAUUUGUUCUUUCAGUACUGGAAGUUGUGGAAGUUGAAGAUUUGAGCGAAUUUUGAAUCCGGUGGUUGUUCAGUCUUGCUCUAGUUUGGGUGUUUGGAAGUCUCAGAUCAUUUAAGAAGGGGAAAUAUUUGUUCUUCAGUACUGAAAGUUGAAGUUUUGAGUGAAUUUUGAAUUGGUUUUGAGUGGAUUUUGAAUUGGGUGGCUGUUCUUCUGUGAACAAUCUUGCUCUAAUCUGUGUGUUUGAAGGUCUGAGAUCAUUUCUUAAUAGUUCUGAUCACAUUCAGUGAUCCCUUAUCAAAACGGAGUAGUGAAAAAGUUGAAGUUUUGAUGGUUGUUCAAUCUUGCUCUAAUUUGGGUGUUUGUCCAUCAGUACGGAAAGUUGAAGUUUUGAGUGAAUUUUGAAUUGGGUGGUUGUUCAAUAUUGCUCUAAUUUGGGUGUUUGUUCUUCGGUACGGAAAGUUGGAGUUUUGAGUGAAUUUUGAAUCGGGUGGUUGAAAUUCUGUUCAAAUUUUUGGUCUAUUUUGGGUGUUUGAAGGUCAGAGAUCAUUUCUGUUUAGUUUCUCCGUUAGAAGCUGUGAAUUUGGGAAGAGUUGGGUACUGUUUUUGAAACAAUUCGGGGUAUUUAAAGCUGGUGUUGAAAUCCAGAAAGCAAAGCGCACGGUCCACGGACAUUGCCUUUUCUUUCCUGUCCUGGCGGGAAGGAAGGCUUUAAAGGCCGUGAUUUCAGAAAGCCUUGGUCCCUGGGGUCCAGCUUGUUACGUUUGCUGUGAAGUCUUGCCGUGUAAAUGUUUGAUCUGGAAUUUUAAGAAUUCCUGUAGCCGAUUUGCCAUUAAAAGGGGGUGAGAACGGUUAAAUUUUUCACGGAUUUGAAGUCAGUGGACGCGCUUUCCUUAAAUUACCCCGAGGUUUUGCCCCGUGACGAGGUUCUGAUUUCCAAGAUUUGAAUUUUGCAGAAGCCGUGUAUAAGAGAAGCUUCAAGCUUGUUUCAAUGGCGUUAUCGGAGAGCAUGGAAGGAGACGACCUGAACAAUCUGAGCUACAAGAUUUUCUCCAAGCUGGAAAGCGAUUGGCUCUUCGGGUUGAGCGAGAAGAAGCUGUGGAUUCCGCAGCUGUUGCAGGAGCUGGUGGUGGAGAAUCCAAUGGCGGCGCCGCCGGCGCCACCGAGCCGAGGCAAAGUCUGCGUGCUGAGUAUAGAUGGCGGCGGAACGAGAGGCGUAAUAGCGGCGAGGGCUCUAGCAUUCCUGGAAGAUGCACUGAAGCGCAAGUCUGGAAAUCCCGACGCUGCAGUCGCCGACUACUUCGAUGUGGCGGCCGGAACAGGGAGCGGAGGGAUUUUGACGACAAUGCUGUUCGCGAGUGGCGGCGCCACCGGGCGGCCACUGUUCAAGGCGGCGCAUACAUGGCGGCUCCUGGUGGAAGAGGGCAAGAAAAUGUUCAGCCCUUCGGGCUCAAUGGCCCGAUUCCUGGGUACUGCGCCGGCUUAUUCUACCAAAAAACUGGAGCGUGUGUUUAAAAGCUGGUUUGUGAAACCUGACGGCAAAUGCCUCACUUUGAAGGACACUGUUAAGCCUGUUUUGAUCCCCUGUUACGACCUGUCGACUGCCGCUCCUUUUCUGUUUUCCCGUGCUGACGCUUUGGAGACUGAUAAUUAUGAUUUCAAUCUGUGGGAAGUUUGCCGAGCCACGGCCGCCACACCCGGGCUGUUUAAUCCGAUGUCUCUCAGUUCUGUCGACGGCCAUACUUCCUGCACUGCUCUCGAUGGGGGGCUUGUUAUGAACAAUCCGGCCGUCGCAGCCAUCACCCAUGUCUUGCACAAUAAGCAGGAAUUUCCUUGGGUUAAUGGUGUUGAUGAUCUGCUUGUUCUUUCUCUCGGAACAGGGCAGUUUGAUCAGAGUGAUGAUCCUGGGCAUGUCAAUGAGUGGGGAAAAAGGAAUGGAAAUGUAAAGGGAAAAGGAUCCUCAGCUUCAUCCACCAAACCCAUCAUGAAAAUCCUUCUUGAUGGGCUCUCUGACACUGCAGAUCAUGUCAUCACCACGGCUUUUGGCGAUCACAACCGGCAAAAUUAUGUUCGCGUGCAGGCAACAGGGCUGCCAGAUAAAUCCGUUCCAGAGAUGGAUGAUGCAAGUCAGAGCAACAUGAAGAAACUACUUCAAAUAUCAGACAAGAUGCUAAAGGAGAAGAGCAUGGAGUCCGUUCCAUUUGGGGGCAAGAGACUGCUUUCACAGACCAACGCACAACGUUUGGAGUGGUUUGCAGAGCAGCUGAUUGCAGAGCACCAGGCUCGGUCCACAAGAAAAGUACCCACUGUUGUUCUCAAACACACUUAUAAAGAUCUCCAUGCAGAUUCUGAACGCACAAAGUCUGUAUUAUAAAAGGCAGCUUACUGAUGAUUAUUCUACAAUGUCUUGGAGUGCUUCUCACAUGCCUCUGAGAAGUUUAAAAGAGAAAUCAGAUGCUUUUAAGAAGUUUAAGGCUUUUAAGGCAAUGAUAAAAAACAUGAAACGGAUUGAACAAUCAGCUCAUGAUAUACUUCUGAAGUUAACUAAAUAGGGUAUUGAGAUUGUACAGAAGAAGAUGAUCUUACUAUGACUGUGACUAUGCCUCUCUGGAAACAUACAGGAAAUGGGUUUUCAAAAAUCUUUCUGCUUUUCAACUUUCUGAAAUGAUUAGUUCUUAGUUUGUAGGUUUUGAGUAUAACACAAGAAGAUGCAGACUCAGCAUUCUAUUGUCUUGUAAUCAACUACUUGAAAGAGGAUGAAAUAUGAAUGUAAUGUGUCAUAAUGCACUGAGAUGCCCAAUGCUGUGCUGAAAACUAGCCAUGAGAGAGUUUUAUCAGAAAAAAAUAUGAUUACCCAUGUUUUCUUUGUCC
Molecule: messenger RNA, 3343 nt
Organism: Cryptomeria japonica (Japanese cedar)
Lineage: Eukaryota; Viridiplantae; Streptophyta; Pinopsida; Cupressales; Cupressaceae
Product: patatin-like protein 6
Exons: 2
Coding region: 1464-2846 (460 amino acids)
Biological process (GO): lipid metabolic process
Source: RefSeq, a predicted model, not a curated record